AUGUCGGUGAAUGGAAAAUCAAAAUCUGUCACAUCAAGAAAUCCAGACUACAUGAACAUAUUGUAUACGGACUCAGAAAGUGACAGUAUACCUGACCUGAAACUGCCUCCAAUCAAAGGCAAGAAGCUUCGGAAAAGGAAAGGCGGUGGUCAGCGAUCAGAGAACUUAUGCUGCGACUUCUGGACAAUGGUCAAGUUGAUCACGGCAGUUGUGGUUUUCAUUGUUUGGAUUAUUCUGUCAGCCAUGUCUUUCUGGUCUCUCAGACGCAUCAGCGAGAUGCAGGAACAGAUCUCUGCCUUGGAGAACUCCAACAAGGCAUCCACAGAAUUGUUGAAGUUCCAGUCCCAGCUCGCUGAGGUCAACACCAGUGUCGUGGCUGUCAAGACUGGACAGGGAGGGUUGCAGGAGAUUACAAACACAUUUGUAGAAGUGCAGAAAAAGCUGAAGGACCUGGAGACAGCCAACAAAGAGCUACAGGCGUCUGUGUCUGCUUCCAAAGACUUCCUGAACAUGCCCAACAAGUUGGAGACCUUGUCGAACACAUUAGCUUCUUUGGGAAGUGACGUUAGCCGGCUGGACAAAGACACACAAACAUUACAGAAGGCUCACUUUGAAGACAGAAUAGCAGCACUGGAGAAGUCAAUGAAGGAGAAAAAUGCGACCGCAAGCAUGACACCAGACAAACAACUGGAGACCGCCAGUUUCAAUGAAUCUCUACAUUCCGGGCUUCAGAGUCUCCGACAAGAGCUUGACCAGUUCUCGGCCAGAAUCUCAGUGCUGGAAAAGUUCACAUCUCAGCCUCGUCCUGCCUCAGACACGGCUUGGGUUACUGAGAUAGUCGGCAAGUUACUGCAGGAGAAGAUGGCCAAUAUGACAGUUGGUGAUCAGGGUGCCUCAAACAUCUCCCAGCCCAACCAGGUGCCAGCAGGUGUCCUCCCCACCGACAAGGGAGAGUUCCUGGCAUUCAAGGACGACAUGUUAGACAAUGUGGAGAAAAUCAACGAGACGGUUGUCAUCUUGAACCAAGAGCUGGAAACUAUUGCAGCUCAUUUGGACAGCCAUGACCAAGCUCUCAUUAACCUGACUUCAGCCAUCCUCAGAGUCGGCAAGGCAGUCACAGACCAUAAUCCUGGUGAUGCUGGGGCAGCGGCCACUAGCAAUAACCCACCGACAAGUCUACCAGUGUCCACACCUACAGGGAGUUCACACCAGGAAUCCAGUACAGCACCACCUGUAUUAAAAAUUAAAGGGAUAAAUUCUUUGGAAGAUCUGCACAAGGCUUUCAACAGCAGCUGGCCUGUAGAUAAGGGUCAGCUGGAUGUUGGUCUGCUGGAGGAAGAUGGUAGCCCCAUCAACAGGUCCCAGUAUAAGCAGUUUGACUUUGACCACAACGGUUUGUUCAAUGAGGAGGAGUUGGCCGUCGCUUUAGGUUUCCAGCAUAAUCCUAGAU
Messenger RNA from Candidula unifasciata, 1450 nucleotides. NCBI's taxonomy places the organism in Eukaryota, Metazoa, Mollusca, Gastropoda, Stylommatophora, Geomitridae. The record is from the annotation of a GenBank genome assembly.